AUGGCUUCUGUACUUUGGAGGAAAUAUCUGCACUAUCUGCAAAAGUUUCCGUUGCGGACAAUGGCAGGCACAACAGGUACACUGAUGGCUGCUGGAGAUUGUAUGAGCCAGCUUAUCAUUGAGAAGAAACCAUUAGCAGCCUACGAUGGAAUAAGGACCGGGCGAUUUUUUGUUAUUGGUUUCUGUGUCUUUGGCCCUGUGCUGAGGGGCUGGUAUCUAACAUUAGACAGACUUUACACGGGCAAAAAGUUGGCAGCCCUAAAGAUGAUGGCCACAGAUCAGCUCAUAAUGGCUCCUUUCUUUGUGGGCACCUUUCUAACGGGAAUGGGCAUGUUGCGGAUGGAAGGCUUUGAUGUAACGGUUGCAAAAUUGAAAAGGGACUAUGGAACAAUUCUGCUUAACAACUACAAG
Molecule: messenger RNA, 411 nt
Organism: Candidula unifasciata
Lineage: Eukaryota; Metazoa; Mollusca; Gastropoda; Stylommatophora; Geomitridae
Source: the annotation of a GenBank genome assembly